This is a messenger RNA of Brassica napus (rape), 1841 nucleotides long. Its product is annotated as ras-related protein RABA1h-like. Lineage: Eukaryota; Viridiplantae; Streptophyta; Magnoliopsida; Brassicales; Brassicaceae. Gene Ontology annotation, molecular function: GTP binding; GTPase activity. Gene Ontology annotation, cellular component: endosome. The transcript is spliced from 2 exons. The coding region runs from base 763 to 1419 and encodes 218 amino acids. The record is from RefSeq and is a predicted model, not a curated record.
UGAUAAAAAUUAAUAUUAGUACAACUAUCUGUAAGUUACAAAAUUAUAAGGACUCAACUAAAAGUAAAUAAUAUUUAAUAUAAAUACAGUUUAUAUAUUUUAAGUAUUAAUAAUAUAUAAGACAUAUUUUAGUACUUAGGUGAAAUACAGUUAUAAAGAUUAAAGUGAUAAAAAUUAAUAUUAGUACAACUAUAUGUAAGUUACAAAAUUAUAAGGACUCAACUAAAAGUAAAUAAUAUUUUGAGAUUUUAAAUAGUAUAACCUCAAAAUUUGAGGGUUUGAGAGCUUUUUGGGGAGCAAAAAAAACCAAAAUUUGUGGGUAUGGAUGUCUCUUUAGAAAUGCUCUUAGUCAAAAUUUUAUUUUCGUUAGCAAAUAUAUUCAUUUCCAUAUUUAUAGGACUCAUUUUGAGGGAAAAAAACCUAGAAAACCUAAGCAAAAGAUCAUCACACAUAAAGAUAUAUAUAGACUAUUCCAAAAUUGAUAAGACAAGUAAAAUAGAGGAGUGUCCUUGAUUCUCUGAAGCCCCUUGGUCUCAUCUCAAAUUUAACAUUCGUAAACAAUAUUGGUCUCUUCUCCAAUUUAGGAAACGUUACUGAUAUACCAUAUAAAUAAAAUAUAAAAUAAACUAAACCCAAAAGGAAUACCAUUUGAAGACUUCAGAUUUUGCUUGUCAUCCAAAGUUCUUGGAAUAGCCAAAAAAUCUAUGUUGGAUACGUUUCUCCGAGAAAAACGUCAUAUUAACAAAAGGGUAUCGACCAGACAUGGGAGCAUACAAAUCUGAGGACGAUUAUGAUUACCUGUUCAAAGUUGUGUUAACAGGAGAUUCCGGUGUCGGAAAAUCAAAUCUGCUCUCCCGAUUCACCAAAAACGACUUCAGCCACGAUUCGCGCUCGACCAUUGGCGUCGAAUUCGCCACACGGAGCAUUAAAGUCGACGACAAGAUUGUCAAAGCUCAAAUAUGGGAUACUGCGGGCCAAGAAAGGUAUCGAGCCAUCACGAGCGCUUAUUACCGAGGAGCCGUUGGUGCGUUAUUGGUCUACGACGUAACACGGCACGUGACAUUCGAGAACGUUGAGAGAUGGCUUAAGGAGUUAAGGAACCACACAGACGCAAACAUUGUGAUUAUGCUCGUAGGUAACAAAUCUGAUCUGCGUCACCUUCGAGCCCUCCUGACUGAAGAAGUGAAAGCUUUUGCAGAGAGAGAGAACACUUUCUUCAUGGAGACUUCGGCACUCGAAGCAUUAAACGUCGAAAGCGCUUUCACAGAGGUUCUCACUCAGAUUUACAGAGUCGUUAGCAAGAAUGCUCUUGAAGGUGGAGUUGAUCCAACCACUGCUUUGCCUAAAGGACAGGUGAUUAAUGUUGGAAGCAGAGAUGAUGUUUCAGCCGUCAAGAAAGCGGGUUGCUGCUCGACAUAAUAGCCGGCCUCGAAAUUUUAAAUGGUCUUAAACAAUUUAGUAAAAUCUUUUGCAAACUUUUUUUUUCUAAUUUAGGAACCUAUAUUUUAUCUAUUAACUCGGAAAAUUUUGGGAGCUCAAAGCUAAUGUUUCAUUUAUAUAUGUCCAGGAUUGGCCAUGUGCAUAAACGAGCUUUUACUCUCUUUUUGUAAGCAAUCUCUUUUGAUGUACUGAAACGUUACAGGUUAAAAGAAAGGUGGAAACUUUGAUAUUGCAAUUGGAAUAAAGAAUCACUUUUUAUUUAGCGAAGACCUUGUGGAUGGGAAUAAAUAUACUGAGAUCACAGGCCUAAAAGCUUAGAGUCCAUUUUACAAGAAGCCCAUAUGGGAUUAUCAAAAGCUUGAGAUCCACCACAAAAUCUCACUGGAGCUUGAUGUAGCUGA